Messenger RNA from Daldinia caldariorum, 1696 nucleotides. RefSeq lists its product as uncharacterized. The record is from RefSeq and is a predicted model, not a curated record. The transcript is spliced from 2 exons. The coding region runs from base 1 to 1203 and encodes 400 amino acids. Gene Ontology annotation, cellular component: fungal-type cell wall; plasma membrane. Lineage: Eukaryota; Fungi; Ascomycota; Sordariomycetes; Xylariales; Hypoxylaceae. Gene Ontology annotation, biological process: fungal-type cell wall organization.
AUGUUCUGCAAACAAUUGUUAGCUGCCGCCGCGGCAAUUAGCAUGGUGUCUGGUGUUGUUGGUGUGAGCUGUGAUGGCCCGACUGCGACAAUCCGAUCAGCUGCUGAUGCCACAGAAAUCGCCAAAUGCGACUCAGUCGACGGUGAUGUCAUCAUUGACACCAAUGCUGGACCCGAUAUCGACCUUAGUGGAAAGCUCAAGGAAAUUGGUGGCGACCUCAGGGCCGAGAACAAUGGUCUUUUGGCUACCCUCAGGAGUGACUCUCUCCAAACUAUCGGAGGUGUCUUCGCUCUGAAGAAUGCUACCCACAUCUCUACCCUCACCUUUCCCAAGCUCAACGAGGUUGGCUCUAUUGACUGGUCCACCUUGAACUCGCUACCUGAGCCCACCUUCGGAACCACCGGUAUCACUAAGGCCAAGAGUGUCGUGAUUGCCGAUACUUUCAUUGAGAGCAUCAAUGGCAUCAAUGUCCAGUCUCUUACUGACAUGAACAUCAACAACAACCGACGGUUGACCAAGUUCUCUUCCAGCAUUAAGAGCCUUAGCAACACCCUGUAUGUAACCGCCAACGGUCUUAACCUUACUAUGGAGAUGCCGAACUUAGAGUGGAUCGCCAACAUGACGAUUGCCAACGUCACCUCUUUCUCGGUCCCUUCUCUGCACACCGUGAACGGUUCUAUGCGCUUCGACUCCAACUACUUCGAGACUUUCACCGCCGCCAACUUGACCGAGAUCAAGGAUGGUGAUUUGUCCUUCGUCAGCAACCCUCAACUCACGAACAUUACAAUCCCCGCCUUGAAGCGCAUUGGUGGUGGUUUCACUAUUGCCAACAACACUGCUCUGGAGAAGCUCGACGGCUUUAGCAAGCUCAACGAAAUUGGCGGUGCCGUCAAGGUCCGAGGCUCUUUCACUGAGGUCGAUCUUCCCAGCCUUAAGGACGUCAAGGGUGCCUUCCAAGUUGUCAGCACUGAGGACAUCACGAAGUCUUGUGACGAUUUGAAGAGCCUUGAUGGUGGUGUUGUCCAGGGACGCUACGAUUGUGAGGGUAAGGUCGCCGAUGCUAACAACGAUACCUCUUCCGCUUCCAGCCAGGGUUCUGGUAGCAGCAGCGAUGACAAGGAUAGCGCGGCGUCCUUUAACGUUGUUUCUACCAGUCUUGUCACCUUGGCUGCUCUUAGCGGUGCUGUUGCCGCUUUCUUGUAAUAAACGGAUGUUUUUGGGGCGGAACGUGGCGGCAUACCCAACAUUCCUUUUUCCAGUGUCAUAAAACCUGUUGUCGUUUGAGGGGUUGCAAUUUGCAACUGGGCUACGUAUAAGGAACCGCUAGACUUAAUAUUGAUGCAUGUGCUACUUGGCAGAUGGUUUUCGUUCGUCAAUUGUGAAAUGGUUUAAUGAGAGCGGGUUUGUAAAUACCUGGUGAAUUUGCGUUUUUUUUUUUUUUUCAUUCCGUUAUUAUCUUGCGUUAUUAUGCAAGUCUAAUAUUUCUGAUUGUACUAAGUGUUAGGUAUCUUAUGGUACUAUGGCGGAACAAGCAGUGUGAUGCGGUCCCAAUUAUGACAUUGCGAGCCUUUUGGUCUGGAAGCAGUAUAUGCAGUAUUCGGUUUAAGUAUUCCGAAGGCUUCAAUAGGAGGUACUAUAGUAUACCCGGUAUGAAAACAUGACUCGAUUAUAUAUAUAAGCAGUUUACCCAGUUGAU